AUGGGUAAAAUUUUACUGAUAUCAUGUCUCUUCGCGCUAGCCACGGCUGAUCCAUAUGAAUAUCCCAACACCUUGCCAGAUCGUCAAGUAAUGGUGCACUUGUUCGAGUGGAAAUGGAAGGAUAUCGCUGCAGAAUGUGAAAAUUUCUUGCAGUAUUAUGGAUACGGAGCCGUACAGGUCUCACCACCUAUGGAACACAUAACACUGAUUCAAAAUAAUGACAUGCCUUGGUGGGUCAGAUACCAGCCAGUCAGUUACAAACUUAUCUCACGUAGUGGUAACGAGGAAGAGUUCAAAGAUAUGGUUGACCGAUGUAACAAAGUUGGAGUGAGAAUCGUUGUUGAUACUGUCAUCAAUCACAUGACCGGAGCUGGACAGAAAAAAGGAGUCGACAGAGAUAGCAGCGGCGGUUCAUUCUUUGAUGCAACGGAGGGAGUAGAAAGCUUCCCAGAGGUAGUCACAGAAUGGAGGCGACUUGCUUUCUCUCGCGGUGGUAAAGGAUUCUUCGCCAUUAACGGACAGGAUGAUCGCUGGAACACAUACGAUGACCCCAAUACCUUGCCGAACCGAGAAGUAAUGGUGCACUUGUUCGAAUGGAAAUGGAAGGAUAUCGCUGCAGAAUGUGAAAACUUCUUACAGUACUUUGGAUAUGGAGCUGUACAGGUCUCUCCACCUAUGGAGCACAUAACAUUGAUUCAAAAUAAUGAUAUGCCGUGGUGGGUCAGGUACCAGCCAAUCAGUUACAAACUGAUCUCACGUAGUGGUAACGAGGAAGAAUUUAAAGAUAUGGUUGAGCGAUGUAACAAAGUUGGAGUGAGAAUCGUUGUUGAUGCUGUCAUCAAUCACAUGUCCGGAGUUGCACAGAAAAAAGGAGUCGCUACCAGAGACAGCAGUGGCGGUUCAUUCUUUGAUGCAACGGAAGGCGUAGAAAGCUUCCCGGAGGGUCCACAACCUCAGCCCACCUUCCCACCAGUUCAUUACGAUGACCCGUACGAUGAUCCAAAUACCUGGUUGAACCGAGAAGUAAUGGUACACUUGUUCGAGUGGAAAUGGAAGGAUAUCGCUGCAGAAUGUGAAAACUUCUUACAGUACUUCGGGUAUGGGGCUGUACAGGUUUCACCACCUAUGGAACACAUAACAUUGAUUGAAAAAAAUGAUUUGCCAUGGUGGGUUAGAUACCAACCAGUCAGUUACAAACUGAUCUCACGUAGUGGUAACGAGGAAGAAUUUAAAGAUAUGGUUGAGCGGUGUAACAAAGUUGGAGUGAGAAUCGUUGUUGAUGCUGUUAUCAAUCACAUGGCCGGGGCUGCACAGAAAAAAGGAGUUGCUACCAGAGACAGCAGUGGCGGCUCAUUCUUCGAUUCAACGGAUGGCGUAGAAAGUUUCCCAGAGGUGAGGAAGAGGGGUUGA
Molecule: messenger RNA, 1410 nt
Organism: Cylicocyclus nassatus
Lineage: Eukaryota; Metazoa; Nematoda; Chromadorea; Rhabditida; Strongylidae
Source: the annotation of a GenBank genome assembly